AACUUGCCUAAACCAUGAACGAAACAGAAUGCAAGGAUUGCGUCUCGGAUAACCACAGCAAAGUUUCCAGCGCAAGCACAUCCAACCUUUCCAACAUUACCACAACCUCUGUAGGCUCUCUAGAAUUAUUCGAAACCAUGAUUGUCCAACCGAUUGGCCAUUCGAUUCUUCAACUUUCGUCCAAACACAAAAUUCUCAUCAUUUCCAUUAAAUGGUUUGGUUGUCCAAUGUGCCAAAAAUUAAUCGACAAUCUCGAUGAAUACCUCCCUUCUUUACUAAUGCUCAACAUUAUUCCUGUCAUUUGCCAUCAAGAAGACGAAACCAAAUUUGGAAAGCACAUUUCACAUACGAAACUGUUUCAUUGUAAAAUUUCAACACAAGCCAAGAGGAUGCUGUUGAUUGACAAGGCAAGUGUUGUAAAGCACAUGAAAGCCAUGCCAACGAUUUUGAAAUUACUUGUCAAGGAAAAGAGAAAAUUAUUUUUGCCUUCGCUGUCAGAAAUCAAAGAUAUGGAGCUGGUGUCAACUUUUGGGAUGCAUAUUGUGAGGAAUGGACAAGUGGAGACUAGUUAUUUUUAUAAGAAUUUGUUGGAUAGACCUGAUUUGGGUCAGUUUGUGUUUAAUCUUUCGAAUAGAAAAGAAGAAACGAUUCAGGAAGAAGGAGAUGAUAAGGAAAUGGUAAUUUCGUAUAAGAAGAGUGAAAUUGAAGAAGUGGAGCAGUUUUUACCUAAUCUUAUCAAGCUAUACCCAGAUUUGAAGAAAGUUUUUUCAUCAAUUCGGCAAAAACGAGUUCAAUUACCUUCUAGUGAACUUUCGAAUAAUUUACAAAUAGGUCAGCCAACCUCCUCCACACCAACCUCACCUACCCUUCAAGUUCCACAGCCAGCUAACGGCGGUAGACCUUCCACAUCAUCAGUUGGCUCAUCCUCUUCCUCAAUUUCCACAUCUUACAUUAGCAUGUCAAAUGUCCUCGAAAAUGCCACAAUGAGAACUUAUUUCAAAGCUCACUUGAGUAACAUGUACAGUUUGGAAUUGGUUUUAUUCCUCGAACAGGUGAAUAUUUACAAAUUCCUUGUCAAGUCAUUGAAAUCUCAAUCAACUUGUCAAAAUUUACUUUCGUCUGAAGAGCAAAUUCUUCAGGACAUUAGUUUGCCAGCAUCUGAAAUGGUAACAACUAUCCCAGAGUAUGAAACUAAAGCUAGAUAUAUUGUGGAAACAUUUUUGAAUGAUGAAGCCAUGUUUCACAUUAACACGAGUCGAAAGUUGACAGAUAGAAUGAAAACCCUAAUUGAAGAGAAGGGUUUUAUUGAGGAAUUAUUUGAUGAGAUUGAAAUGGAUGUGAAAACUUCCAUGUUAGUUUAUUUAUUUGCAUCGUUUAGACAAACUACAUUGUUUACUGAAAUGAUGCAACGAUUUAAAAAGUAAAAAACUGAAUAGUUUU
Messenger RNA from Naegleria gruberi, 1440 nucleotides. RefSeq names its product RGS domain-containing protein. The transcript has a single exon. The coding region runs from base 15 to 1424 and encodes 469 amino acids. The record is from RefSeq and is a predicted model, not a curated record. NCBI's taxonomy places the organism in Eukaryota, Heterolobosea, Eutetramitea, Acrasida, Naegleriidae.